CUCAACCACUGAGCCACCCCGGCUGGGCUCCUGCCCGUCUUUGUUGAGCACCUACUGUGUGCAGGCCGCAGGCCACUGGCUCCGCCCUCACGGCCUUUCUCUUCUGACCGAGCCCCCGCCCCCGCUGUUUCCUUGAUGAGAGCAGACCUGAGGCUCUGUCCUGUGCUCAGACCCCACACAACUGGGGCGCCCAGAGCGCGGGCACAGGGCAGCUUCCUCCACGCUUCUCCCACGCUGUCCACCUGCCCCUGCUGCCCUCCCCUGACCCAGCCACUGCAGCAGCGCCUGCCUGCUCAGGGCGCUGGUCCACGGGGGCGCUUGUCGGCACUUGUCACCCCUCCUGUCCCGCUCCCAAGCCCUUGGUCAACCACAUGGAGGUGGACUGUCCACUGUGCGGCUCAGUGACUGUUGGGGGGGGGCGUGAAUUGAAGGGUUUGAAAACUGACUGGGUCACGUCUCCCAGCCUCAGUAGCCUCAGUGACCUGGGCCAGGCCGAGCCCCUCCCUCCUGACCUGUUGGCCCUGCUCCCCCCAGGCCAGGCCGCUGCCCUCAGCUGCCCCGGAGUCCUCACAGUUCCUAACAAGUAGUUCCUCUCGGUCCUCACUCACCUGAGGUCUGUCGCCGUCCACCUGCUGGGCUGCAGGCAGUUUGUGUGUGAGAAUAACAUUUGCUUUGAUUAAAAUCAUGGCCCAGAAGCAGUCUGUGUGGGUCUGUCCCCAGGGCACCUGGAGUCGUCAGAAUAACUGAUGUGGCACCAGGAGAUCCCACGGUGGGAGCACGUCGGGGGAACACGGCUCGGGUCGGAGCUGUGCCCAGGCCGGCACGUCGCUCUCAGGCUACGCGUCCGUCAGUGCCAGGGGGGAAAGGGCAGGCUGUGCUGGAGGCUCGGGCUCCCGCUGCCUCAGUUCAGGGCCACGCACUGCGUCCCAGGGGCUGGUGGAGAGGCCUGGGCCAGGGAACCAAGGGACCAGUUGCCCGGGCGACGAGGGCUGGCUGGGGCGGGACAGGUGCGGGCCUGGUGAGGGGCUCAGGGUCUGCCCUGCUUGCUCACGUCUGAGCACAGGUGACGAGCUGCCAAGAUCACGGUCAGAGGGGAGGGUGCAGGUCAGACCUGAUGGGUGGAGCGUGCCAGCCAAGGGGUCAUCAAAGCCGCUGCCCUGGCACCCCCUGCCCUGGCACCCCCUGCUGUCCGCGAGCUCCAGAGCCUUGGGCGGGUGGGCGAGGGGCCAGGCGGCUCUCCCUGCUCACACGCAGGCCCCACCCAGCCACCCCCUCCCUGCUGCUCCCAGGGGGUGGCAGGUGGGGACGCCCCUGAGUGGGGACAGGACCUCAGGGACAGCCCAGGGGAUGCCCAGGUCUUCGUGGGGGUCCAGAGAGUCUUAGAGCCGUAACUGGGUGCCUGGGGGCUUCAUGCUGGCUUGUACUUUAGUUCAGAGAGAACUUGAGAAAUCCGGCCGAGUGGGGUUUGAAAGGGUUAUAAUUCUCGGUCAGUUUCAUUUUCUUUGCUGUAGUUAAUGCUGCCCGAGGAGUGACCUUAGCAGGUGCAGGUGCCUGUGGCCUAUUGAAUGUCGCGUCCCCGGUACAUCCCUGCGGGUCCUGAAAGGCCGAGAGUAAACCCAGGACGCGGAUGGAGGGGCGCCGCCUUCGAUUUAUUCCUGAUUCUGUGACCCCGAGGCCAGGAGGGAGGCGGCGAGAGCCCAGGGCAGAGGCCAGGGUCCCCCCACGGACCCACCACCAGUGGAGGCGGACCCUCGGUUUGCAGGCGUCUCGGGAAGCCACAUAGGAAAUAAAGACGAUGUUAAACCGCAGAACAGUGACAUCCAGGGCCUGGAGCAGAAGGGAGGAAGGAAGAGCUGCCAGAGGCUGGGAUGGAGCCCGGGGAGAGGAAGCGGCUCCUGUCGGCCUCCUCCUUGGAAGGAGACUGGAGAGAAGAAAACAAAUUAAAACGAGGAGACUCAUCUGCCUCCCCCAAAUUGGACAGAUACAAAAUGGCGAGACAGCUGACGGAAAAGGCAAUCAAGGACAAGAAGAUCUUCUCCAUCCACGGGCACUACCCCGUGGUGCGGGCGCUGCUGCGCAGGAAGGGCUGGGUGGAGAAGAAGCUGCACUUCCUGCCCCGGAUCUCUGUCAGUGCCGACGGCGAAGGCGAAGGGGCCGCUGAAAGUAAACGUCCUGAAAGCAAAGAAAGCCAGGAAGCGGCCUUCGAGGAAACGGACGACAUCCAUGACGUGAUGUCCAGGUUGGUGCGAAACGAGGUCCCCUACUUCCUCUGGACGAUCAAAAGGGACUCCAUCGACUACCACAGCCUGAGCGGCGACCAGAUGCUGAACCACUUCGGCCGGACUGCGUCUCUCCGUGUCCCCGGGUGCCGCUCCCUGUGUCCCCGGGUGACCCUCUCCGUGUCCCCGGAUGACUUCCGGCGCACGGCGGCCUCCAGCAUCCUCAAGUGGGUGGUCAGCCACCAGCACUGCCCCAAGAGCCAUGCCCAGAGCAGGCCCAAGGAGGCCCAGGACUCGGACCCCGGCAGCCAGAAAGGCGUGUGCUCCGGGUGCCAGCGGGGCCUAAAGACCCAAGUCUACAUUCGGGGCCCCAGUGUGCACGCCCCCCGGCCAGGAGCAGCCUCGCUGCUGCGGAGCCCCAGCACUGCCCUGAGGCCCUCCGUGCUCUCUGCCUUUUGCAGUGGCAAGGCCUUCAUCUCCAAUCCAAGAAACCACUUUUCGCAGUGCCAGGCUCUGCUGAACAGGAUCUCCUCAGCGAGUCCGCAGACGGAGAUCGACGGGCUUCGGAACAUCUGGAUUGUCAAGCCCGCGGCCAAGUCCCGGGGCCGGGACAUCGUGUGCAUGAACCGCGUGGAGGAGAUCCUGGAGCUGGUGGCCUCGGACAACCUCUUGGCCAAGGACAAGUGGGUGGUGCAGAAGUACAUCGAGACGCCACUGCUCAUCUACGACACCAAGUUCGACAUCCGGCAGUGGUUCCUGGUCACCGACUGGAACCCCCUGACCAUCUGGUUCUACAAGGAGAGCUACCUGCGGUUUUCCACGCGGCGCUUCUCCCUGGACGACCUGGACGGGGCCAUCCACCUCUGCAACAACUCCAUCCAGAAGCACCUGAAGAUCGACAAGGGCCGCAGCCCGCUGCUGCCCUACCACAACAUGUGGACCAGCGCGCGCUUCCAGGAGUACCUGCAGAAGCGCGGCCGCGGCUCGGUGUGGGGCAGCGUCAUCUACCCCGCCAUGAAGCAGGCCAUCGCCAACACCAUGAAGGUGGCCCAGGACCACGUGGAGCCGCGCAAGAGCAGCUUCGAGCUCUACGGCGCCGACUUCAUCCUGGGGCACGACUUCAAGCCCUGGCUGAUCGAGAUCAACUCCAGCCCCACCAUGCACGCCUCCACGCCCGUCACGGCCCAGCUGUGCGCGCAGGUGCAGGAGGACACCAUCAAGGUGGUGCUGGACCGCAAGGGCGACCGCAGCUGCGACGUCGGCACUUCGAGCUGCUCAGUCUGCUGUGGACCUGCCGCCGGUCUACGGGUCUGACCUCUGCGUGGAGGGCGUCAGCCUGCGGAAAGGCAAGAAGCAAAUGCCGCCCAUCCCCCACUUCAGAUUCUCCCCCUCGCUCCGGGACGCGCAGCCGCUGAAGGCCAG
Molecule: messenger RNA, 3641 nt
Organism: Myotis brandtii (Brandt's bat)
Lineage: Eukaryota; Metazoa; Chordata; Mammalia; Chiroptera; Vespertilionidae
Gene: TTLL8
Product: tubulin tyrosine ligase-like family member 8
Exons: 12
Coding region: 1869-3533 (554 amino acids)
Biological process (GO): cilium movement; protein polyglycylation; cilium assembly
Cellular component (GO): cilium
Molecular function (GO): protein-glycine ligase activity, initiating
Source: RefSeq, a predicted model, not a curated record